Molecule: messenger RNA, 660 nt
Organism: Ochotona curzoniae (black-lipped pika)
Lineage: Eukaryota; Metazoa; Chordata; Mammalia; Lagomorpha; Ochotonidae
Gene: RHOJ
Product: ras homolog family member J
Exons: 5
Coding region: 16-660 (214 amino acids)
Biological process (GO): small GTPase-mediated signal transduction
Molecular function (GO): GTP binding; GTPase activity
Source: RefSeq, a predicted model, not a curated record
UCUGGAGCCGCGAGCAUGAACUGCCGAGAGGGGAAGGACAGCAGCUGCGGCUGUGGGGACCUGGGCGAGAAGAAGAUGCUCAAGUGUGUGGUGGUCGGGGACGGGGCUGUGGGCAAAACCUGCCUGCUCAUGAGCUACGCCAACGACGCCUUCCCCGAGGAGUACGUGCCCACCGUGUUUGACCACUAUGCAGUUACCGUGACAGUGGGAGGCAAGCAGCACUUGCUGGGACUGUAUGACACCGCAGGACAGGAGGACUACAACCAGCUGAGGCCGCUCUCCUACCCCAACACGGACGUGUUUCUGAUCUGCUUCUCUGUCGUCAACCCCGCGUCUUACCACAACGUCCAGGAGGAGUGGGUCCCGGAGCUGAAAGACUGCAUGCCACACGUGCCUUACGUCCUCAUCGGGACCCAGAUCGAUCUCCGUGAUGAUCCAAAAACCUUGGCGCGUUUGCUGUACAUGAAGGAGAAACCUCUCACCUAUGAGCACGGCGUGAAGCUGGCCAGAGCGAUUGGAGCCCAGUGCUACCUGGAAUGCUCGGCCCUGACCCAGAAAGGUCUUAAAGCAGUUUUCGACGAAGCCAUCCUCACCAUCUUCCAUCCCAAGAAAAAGCAGAAACGCUGCUUGGAGUGCCGCGGCUGCUGCUCCAUCGCUUGA